Molecule: messenger RNA, 1890 nt
Organism: Symbiodinium sp. CCMP2592
Lineage: Eukaryota; Dinophyceae; Suessiales; Symbiodiniaceae
Source: the annotation of a GenBank genome assembly
AUGCUGCGAGUUUGGAAAAUCUCUGGUGAUGAAGUGGCAACGCUGUCGGCCCAGGACGCAUUGAGCUUGACAUCAUGUUCAUCAAAACCCCAGAAGACUCGCAAGUCUACGGUCUUUGAUUGCAAUGUUUCGAUUGUGAAGCGGUAUCUUGCAAGGGCGCACGGGCUGCCAGGAUUUUGUCAGAGGCUCCUGCAGAAUGGACGGCAGUUGCAUGAUCACGAGGUGGUCAAAGGUCCCAGUGAGUUGCAGCUGGUCAUGGUGCCUUAUGGUGUGGUCUCUGCAGAAGAAGAAGUGCAGAUGGCUAGUUCCUUGCGCUCGCGGAAUUUGCAGCAAGCUGAGGCUAUUCUCGGAAAGCCAUACGAUCUUCAAAGUUCUCGUUUGAAGAACAAACUUCUGUGCGAUGCAGCCGAGUCCGGCUGUGCAGACUCUGUCGAUCUGCUCUUGUUUGCUGCUCCUCGUCAAUGUCUUGACACACCUUUACACAGCGCAGCGGGCCGAGGCCACGUCGAUAUUGUGCGCCUGCUGUUGCAGGCUCGGGCGGACAAAGACACUGUAAUGUCUGGAAAAACUCCGCUUUCAAGGUCAAUUCAAGGAUGGCGCAUGGAAGUGGUUAGCUUGUUACUAGAGGCAGGUGCCAACUUGGAGUACGGCUCCCCGCUUCCUCUGGGUUUGGCUUGUACCAUGGGACAGACAAGGACUGUCCGAAUGUUGCUCAGAGCAGGUGCUGACAGAGACAACAAAGCUGGAGAGCGGCCGUUUGUAUGCACAGCUGCCGCUGCCGGUCAAUUCCACAUUGAAAUUUUGAAAUUGCUUCUGAAGGCAAGGUGCAAUGCAAACGCCACUGCAGGAGACGACACGCCGCUUUACCUGGCUUCGUUUCGAGGUCAUUCAGUCGCGGUAAGACUUUUGUUGGAUGCCAGGGCGAUUGUUGAUACGCCCGUGCAUGGGAAGACGCCCCUGGCGGUCGCAUCCGGCAAAGGCCACAGCAAGAUUGUGAACUUGCUCCUCAGUGCGAAAGCAGACAAGGACAGGAGCUCACCACUGCGCGCGGCUAUUCGCAGCGAACGGAAAGAGAUCGCACAGUUGUUGCUGAGAGCGCGCGCCAACAAGGAUGAUGCGGCCACCGGUGAGACGCCUCUGGGCCUGGCGGCUGGAGAAGGGAUGACGGCAAUGGUGCGGAUGCUGUUGCAGGCAAGGGUCGACACCAACAGUUGUGUAGAAGGGGCUGACCCGCCUCUUUGCCAAGCUGUUGCUGCCGGCCAUUUAGACAUCGUUCGCUUGUUGUUGGAAGCGCGGGCUGACAGCAAUAAGGGUUCGCCCCUUUGUACAGCAUGUGAUGAUAGGCAGACGGAGAUGACACAGUUGUUGCUGACAGCCGGCGCCAACGCGGAUGAAGUGGUCACCGGUGCGAUACCUCUGGGAAUGGCGGCUGCAGAAGGGUUGGCAGGAAGGGUGUGGAUGCUGUUGCAGACAAGGGUCGACGCAAACAGAUGUUUAGAAGGGGCUGAGCCGCCCCUUUGCCAAGCUGUUGCUGGUGGCCAUUUAGACAUCGUGCGCUUGUUGUUGGAGGCGAAGGCUGACAGCAACAAGGGGUCGCCCCUUUGUGCAGCUUGUGAUGAUGGACAUACGGAGAUCGCGCAGCUGUUGCUGACGGCCGGUGCUGACGUGGAUGCUAGCAACACCGAUGGCAGAACGCCACUCUGGCUGGCGAGUAGGUUUGACUGUGAGAACGUUGUGCGCUUGCUGCUGUCGGCCGGCGCAAAUCCCAACUGUGUGGUACUUUCGAGUUCGUAUAGCCGUCAUGUAGCCCUGGGUGGUGUAGAUUACAGCAGUCCAACUUGGCAGCUUCUAGUAGAGGCCUGGAUGCAGGCUCAGAGCCCAGCCGACUGA